AACAAAAACUCUUUUGUGAAAUUUAUAAAAUCAUGUGAUCUUCACUUCAUUAAUAAUAACAGACCAAUAAUUUUGUAAAUGUUGUUUGGGAAGAAUUUUAAUUUUUUUUUAUUUAACUUAAAAAGUCCGACAUCUCCUGUCUUGAAAUGUUAAUUUGGAUUGGGAUAGUUUAGUUAAAAUUAUUUUUGAUUUCUAUAAGGAUGAAAUUAAUAUUUGGAAGUGUAAAAGUUUCUCUCAGAAUAUUUUUACUUACUCAGAAUCCUUUUAUUAUUCAUUCUAGUCAUUAGAAAUGUUUUUAAUUUUAGCAAUUUUGUUGUCUUUAUUUUAUACAUGGUAUUUUUAUAUGGUCCGGUUCAAUCGUAAUAAUUUUAUCAAAGCAAAUACUAAAGUACUUAUUGUAACAGCUCAUCCAGAUGAUGAAUGCAUGUUCUUUGCUCCAACAAUAUUAAAUUUAUUGAAGCAUGAUUGCUGUGUUUAUUUACUUUGCCUUUCAUCAGGUGGAUUUUGUGAUGAAAGUUCUAUAAGAAAACAAGAAUUGAGGGAAAGCUGCAAGACUCUUGGUAUUCCAGCUGGAAAUCUUGUUAUUAUUGAACAUAGUCAACUGCCAGAUAAUCCUCACAACAAAUGGAGCAGAUUGAAAGUUAGUUCUAUCAUUUUAAAGUAUAUCAGGCACUUGUCAGCUACUGUUGUCGUUUCAUUUGAUGAAUAUGGAAUAAGUGGUCAUCUAAAUCAUAUUGCAGUCUGUGAAGGAGUAAAAUAUCUGAAUCAGAAAGGUCAGUUGUCUCCAGAUUGUGAAGUAUUUUUAUUGAAGAGUGUUUUUCUACUCCAAAAAUACCUUGGUUUUCUACUUGUGCCUUUAUAUUAUUUUUGUGGAAAGUUUCAUUAUGUGUCAACUUUUCAUGAUGUAAAAACCAUAUGGAAAUCUAUGAAGGAACAUAAAUCACAGUUCGUAUGGUUCAGAAAACUGUACAUAGUAUUUUCACAGUAUGUCUAUAUAAAUACUUUUACUAAACUCUAGAAAAGCAUCUAAUUAUUAUUUUGAUAAAUAAAUGCACAUUUGUCUGUAUAUAACUGAAUAUAUUUAUU
Messenger RNA from Argiope bruennichi, 1086 nucleotides. RefSeq names its product N-acetylglucosaminyl-phosphatidylinositol de-N-acetylase-like (gene PIG-L). The record is from RefSeq and is a predicted model, not a curated record. The transcript is spliced from 7 exons. Gene Ontology annotation, molecular function: N-acetylglucosaminylphosphatidylinositol deacetylase activity. The coding region runs from base 290 to 1018 and encodes 242 amino acids. Gene Ontology annotation, biological process: GPI anchor biosynthetic process. Gene Ontology annotation, cellular component: endoplasmic reticulum. Lineage: Eukaryota; Metazoa; Arthropoda; Arachnida; Araneae; Araneidae.